AUGAAUGAUCCUCAAUAUAUUUCCAAUGAUAAUAUUGCUGCUGAUAUUAGUGCUGCUGCUGCUACUGCUUAUGAUGAUAAUGAUGAUAAUAACAUUGAUUUUGGCUCUGCUGGUAUGAACGCUGCUACUACUGCUGAUGAUAAUGAUGAUGAUAAUGCUACUGGUAUUGGCGUUGCUGCUAAUGAUAACAACAAUGAUGAUGGCACUGAUGACGAUGAUGAUAGUAUUAUUGCUGAUGAUCUUUUUGCUAAUUAA
Molecule: messenger RNA, 255 nt
Organism: Funneliformis geosporum
Lineage: Eukaryota; Fungi; Glomeromycota; Glomeromycetes; Glomerales; Glomeraceae
Source: the annotation of a GenBank genome assembly